Molecule: messenger RNA, 562 nt
Organism: Lineus longissimus
Lineage: Eukaryota; Metazoa; Nemertea; Pilidiophora; Heteronemertea; Lineidae
Product: small ribosomal subunit protein uS15
Exons: 6
Coding region: 49-504 (151 amino acids)
Biological process (GO): translation
Cellular component (GO): cytosolic small ribosomal subunit; nucleolus; ribosome
Molecular function (GO): small ribosomal subunit rRNA binding; structural constituent of ribosome
Source: RefSeq, a predicted model, not a curated record
AACUACAACAACGACAUACGGGCUCUUCCUUUCUCACAAAUCGCCAUCAUGGGUCGUAUGCACGCACCAGGAAAGGGUAUUUCCCAGUCAGCUCUGCCGUACAGGAGGUCUGUCCCUGUGUGGUUGAAGCUCACCCCAGACGAUGUCAAAGAGCAGAUCUACAAGUUGGCCAAGAAGGGCCUGAAGCCAUCUCAGAUUGGUGUCAUCCUGAGAGACAGCAAUGGUGUUGCCCAGGUCCGAUUUGUUACCGGCAACAAGAUCCUGCGUAUCCUGAAGGCCAAAGGUCUUGCACCUGAGCUGCCUGAGGAUCUCUACAAUUUGAUCAAAAAGGCUGUCGCCAUCCGCAAGCACUUGGAGAGAAACAGGAAGGACAAGGAUGCCAAGUUCAGGCUCAUUUUGGUUGAAUCCAGAAUCCACAGGUUGGCCCGUUACUACAAGACCAAGAAGGUGUUGGCACCAAACUGGAAGUAUGACUCCCAUACUGCCUCAGCCCUGGUCGCCUAAAGACACUGUUAUUUAUCUGUACAGAAUGAGGAAAAAAUAAAGUGAUAAAGAAAUUCAA